Vigna umbellata (rice bean) is the source of this 633-nucleotide messenger RNA. Its product is annotated as endoglucanase 4-like. Gene Ontology annotation, molecular function: hydrolase activity, hydrolyzing O-glycosyl compounds. The record is from RefSeq and is a predicted model, not a curated record. Gene Ontology annotation, biological process: carbohydrate metabolic process. Lineage: Eukaryota; Viridiplantae; Streptophyta; Magnoliopsida; Fabales; Fabaceae.
AUGUCGAAAGCAUCAUGUAUAGUAAGAAUGAUAAUGGUGGGAAUGAUGAUAACAGUGACAAGAGCACAUUAUGCAAUAAACUAUAAAGAAGCAUUAGGAAAGAGCAUUUUAUUCUUCGAAGGUCAGAGGUCUGGCAAGUUGCCACAUUCUCAACGCAUGAAAUGGCGCAAAGAUUCUGCACUUUCUGAUGGCUCGGACAUUCGUAUGAACAUGGUGGGUGGAUAUUAUGAUGCCGGCGACAAUGUAAAAUUCCAUUUUCCAAUGGCAUUCACGACGACUAUGCUAGCUUGGAGUGUGGUAGAAUUUGGAGAUCUGAUGGGUUCAGAGCUGAAGAAUGCGUUGGAUGCAAUCAGGUGGGGAACCGAUUAUUUAAUGAAAGCCACGAACAUUCCUAAUAUGGUUGUGGCACAAGUGGGCCAACCAUACGCCGACCAUGCCUGUUGGGAGAGACCAGAAGACAUGGACACUCCUCGAACCUCGUACUAUCUCACUAAAGAGAAGCCUGGUUCAGAACUGUCUGCUGAGAUUGCGGCUGCACUUGCCGCAUCUUCGAUCGCAUUUAGGACAACCCAUGCUUCCUAUUCCAACAUUCUUCUCAAAAGAGCCAUUCGGGUAUUAUUAUUAUUAUUAUGA